AUGGUACCAAUUAGUAAAAAACUAUCAAUUAUCUUAUUAUGCAGUUUUGUAUGUAUAUUAUAUGCUAUAGUCAUUGGGAUAACUAACUUGGAUUAUUUAUUUAAACAUAAAAAAAUCAUAUUAUUACUUUCUAAUCCAGAUAAAGUUUAUCAGAUAGCAUUUUCAGCUGAUAAGGAAGUAUUCCAAUUAUUCCCUACUCUGUUAAAUUCCAUUUUUAAAAAUUUACAUGAGUAUGAAAAAGCCAACGUUCAUAUUAUUACUAUGCCAGAUAUAAGUGAAAAAGAUAUUAAAAUAUUACAAUCAUUUUCUAUGAACAAAUUUGAUAAGAAAAUUGCUUUACUAUUUUAUCCAUUUAAUUAUAAGUUGAAAUAUACAAGAACUUUGAAACACGUCUCGGAGGCCACAAUGUGUAGGCUCCUCCUUCCAAAUAUUAUUGACAAGUCUAUAGAUAAGUUACUUUAUCUUGAUACGGAUGUUAUAGUUAAUACACCACUAAGGGAACUAUUUGGUAUUAAUAUCAAUAGUCAAUGUGGUAUUGUAGCUAGAUCAUCAACAAAAGCAGACUUAAUAAAUGAGUGGCUAAAAAAAGAUAAAAUUUACCCUCAUAUCAUUUAUAAUGGAACAAAAUCAUUUAAUGCUGGGGUAUUAUUGAUAAGUUUAAAUGAGCUAAGAAAAAAUCACUUUACUGAUAAAGCUAUGGAAUUUGUUGAAAAGUGGGGUCUUAAUGAUCAAAUAAUUUUAAAUUUAUAUUGUAAUGGAGAAUAUGAUGAACUACCAAUGCAAUAUAAUUUUUGGGCAGGACGUGAUGACUAUAGAAAUACUUCUGCUCAUGGAAUUGUUCACUUUGCAGGUCCAAAUAAACCUUGGCAACCAAAUUAUCAACCUUAUGAAGAACAGGUGAGUAUAUCUAAUUGA
Molecule: messenger RNA, 915 nt
Organism: Cryptosporidium muris RN66
Lineage: Eukaryota; Apicomplexa; Conoidasida; Eucoccidiorida; Cryptosporidiidae
Product: glycosyl transferase family 8 protein, putative
Exons: 2
Coding region: 1-915 (304 amino acids)
Molecular function (GO): glycosyltransferase activity
Source: RefSeq, a predicted model, not a curated record